Microcebus murinus (gray mouse lemur) is the source of this 3154-nucleotide messenger RNA. RefSeq names its product ornithine aminotransferase (gene OAT). The record is from RefSeq and is a predicted model, not a curated record. NCBI's taxonomy places the organism in Eukaryota, Metazoa, Chordata, Mammalia, Primates, Cheirogaleidae. Gene Ontology annotation, molecular function: identical protein binding; pyridoxal phosphate binding; L-ornithine transaminase activity. Gene Ontology annotation, cellular component: cytoplasm.
GCCGCGCUUUAAGCCUGCGUGACGCGCCGGCGUUGUCGUGGCGCUCCGUCGACGUCCCGAGACCCUGUUGUCUUCCGCUGCUGUCAGGAGAUAUUGGAUCCUCUGAAUACUGUCCCUUCAUCUCUGAAUAAAAAUCUGUAUUCUAGUCUGAACUGUGGGAAGAAAGGAUUGUUGGUCUGUGGUUUUCCUGCUUGAAGGACACCAUGUUUUCCAAACUAACACAUUUGCAGAAGGUUGUGGUGCGUGGUCAUGGAGUUCCUUCUUCAGUGGCUUUUGCUACAUCUGUUGCAACUAAAAAAACAGUCCAAGGCCCUCCAACCUCUGAAUACAUAUUUGAAAGGGAAUCUAAAUAUGGUGCACACAAUUACCAUCCUUUACCUGUAGCCCUGGAGAGAGGAAAAGGUAUUUACCUAUGGGAUGUAGAGGGCAGAAAAUAUUUUGACUUCCUGAGUUCUUACAGUGCUGUUAACCAAGGGCAUUGUCACCCCAAGAUUGUGAAUGCCCUAAAGAGUCAAGUGGACAAACUGACUUUAACGUCCAGGGCUUUCUAUAAUAACGUGCUUGGUGAAUACGAGGAGUACAUCACUAAACUUUUCAACUACCACAAAGUUCUCCCUAUGAAUACAGGAGUAGAGGCUGGAGAGACUGCCUGCAAACUGGCUCGUAAGUGGGGCUAUUCCGUGAAAGGAAUUCAGAAAUACAAAGCAAAGAUUGUUUUUGCAGCUGGAAACUUUUGGGGUAGGACUUUGUCUGCUAUCUCCAGUUCCACAGACCCAACCAGUUAUGAUGGUUUUGGACCAUUUAUGCCAGGAUUUGAAAUCAUUCCAUAUAAUGAUCUGUCUGCACUGGAGCGUGCUCUUCAGGACCCAAAUGUUGCCGCGUUUAUGGUUGAGCCAAUUCAGGGUGAAGCGGGUGUUGUUGUUCCAGACCCGGGCUACCUAGCGGGAGUGCGAGAGCUCUGCACCAGGCACCAGGUUCUGUUUAUUGCUGAUGAAAUACAGACAGGAUUGGCCAGAACUGGUAGAUGGUUGGCAGUGGAUCAUGAAAACGUCAGACCCGAUAUAGUCCUUCUUGGAAAGGCCCUUUCUGGGGGCUUGUACCCUGUGUCUGCAGUGCUGUGUGACGAUGAAAUAAUGCUGACCAUCAAGCCAGGGGAGCAUGGGUCCACGUAUGGUGGCAACCCCUUGGGCAGCCGGGUGGCCAUUGCAGCCCUUGAGGUUUUGGAAGAAGAAAACCUUGCUGAAAAUGCAGACAAAAUGGGUACUAUCUUGAGAAAUGAACUCAUGAAGCUACCUGCUGAUAUUGUAACUGCUGUAAGAGGAAAAGGAUUACUAAAUGCUAUUGUUAUUAAAGAAACGAAAGAUUAUGAUGCUUGGAAGGUGUGUCUGCGACUUCGAGAUAAUGGACUUCUGGCCAAGCCAACCCAUGGCGACAUCAUCAGGUUUGCACCUCCGCUGGUGAUCAAGGAGGAUGAGAUUCGAGAGUCCAUUGAAAUCAUUAACAAGACCAUCUUGUCUUUCUGAGGGUCCCUGGAGCCUGCUGGAAAAUGUUCUCUGAAAGCUCUGCUCUUAAUGCAGGCACUUUCCACUCCUACAUGUCUUCAAAGACUUUUUUGAAAUAUAUAUAUUUUUUCAGUUGAUACAUAAUAGAAUGACAUUUAUGAGCCUGCUGUUUGCUGUGUAACAUACCGAAGAGAAUAUAAUGGCAUCUGUAUUCAAUGCAGUGUUUUUAUGUGUGUGUAAUCUAUCUAUAUAUAGACAGCCAUUAAAUCAAGUCCUUUGGUAUAAUUUAUAUAUGUUUUUAUAAUUUCCUUGCUGGUAUAUAUAUUUCAUGUUUGAAAGAGUUAUAUCCAGGGUAUUACCUAAAAGACUUGCUUAAUGUUAUAAAGUUGAAUCAUUGUAUGGUUAAUGGGUGCAAAAGUAUAGUUAGAUAGAAUGAAAAAUAUCAUAUGUACCCUGUAAAGAUAUAUAACUAUUCUGUACCCAUAAUUAAAAAUAAAAAAUUUUCAAAAGUUGAAUCAUUGUAAUAAUUAAAUUUUAGGAAGAAUUAAUGGUUAAACAUAGAUCAAAUACUAGUUUUAAGUAAACUUCAUAUUGGCCAACAUCAGAGUAUAUUCUAUGGAUGUCAUUAUUUGGAAUUAAGAAUUAAUGUUUAACAUUCGUAAAUUAUAAUAAGUGUUUGAUUAUAAUUUGUAAAAAAAGGUUUAUUUUCAUUGUUUCUUUAAAUUUAAAAUAAAGCUCAUAUUUCUAAUAACUAAUUUUGUGAUAAUGUUGACCUAAAAGGAAGGAGCUGAGGCAGAAUUAAUAUAGAGAAUUUAUUUGGGCCAAGGUUGAGGACUGUAGCCCUGGAUACCUUGAAGGUGCUCAGGAGAACAAAGGAGAGACUCUGUUUUUAAAGAAAAAAAGGACAAAUCAGGAGAGGGAUUACAAAAGUGGUUCAUCAGGAUUUCUCAUUGGUUUAAAGAAACCACGUUGGAUAGUGAUUGGUUAUGCAUUCUUGAACACUAGAUGGAGCGUUGUUGAACUACAGGGCGUGGCACUGUAGGUCUCCCAAGAGUCAGUCUUAGCUAGUGGCUUCAGGAGGCAGUUAUUUGCCCAAGGGGGAGUGAGAUGUGGCUGCUGUUUCAUUUCUGUGCUUCUCUGGGCCUGAUAAUUGAAAAGGGCUUGAAUUCUUCAGAUAAAGAUUUCUUCUUUCUCUUCCCACAUCAAUGUGCUGUUACUGCAGUAUCAUUGGUUACCUAACAUUUUUAAGCUCUGAGACUGUUCUUACUUUGUUUUAUCCCAUAUAUAUUCUAAGAGCAUUUCAGCUUGCUUUGUGAUCUAUAGAAAAAUAGAAAUAAUAAAUAAAUACAUCUGGGAGAUAGUCUCAUACUUCCCUUUCAAAAUAAUGGCUUUUUCCUGUGCAUGUACUCAAAUAUUUAUCAUUUGUAUUAAACUUGUCCCUUCUAUGGUGUUUUGCAGCUUUUUUUUUUUUUACUUGAACAGAAUAUUUUGGGUGUUUUUCCAUGUUGAUAGUUAUAAGAUCUCAUUCUCAAAUGACUAGUAUUUCAUAAUGUGGGAUACAUUGUAAUUUCAUCUCAUAUGAGGGGAUUGUUUGACUUGUUUUGGGGUUUUCGUUCCUUAAAUAAAGCUUGUGACCAGUUUAUAUUUUUGCA